Molecule: messenger RNA, 1074 nt
Organism: Pseudogymnoascus verrucosus
Lineage: Eukaryota; Fungi; Ascomycota; Leotiomycetes; Thelebolales; Thelebolaceae
Exons: 3
Coding region: 7-1074 (355 amino acids)
Molecular function (GO): protein binding
Source: RefSeq, a predicted model, not a curated record
CCUGAUAUGACAACAUCACUGGCAACAAUUUCAAAUAUACUAUCACCAGCUAUGUCAGCGCAUGAUCUUCCAGCUGUAGACAUGCCUAAUAAACAUGUUCAAGAGAGUAUUACUGAAAUGCAAUCCUCGGAAUUUGCCAAAACAAUCCUCCCCUUGUACUCUGGGGCACCUGUCACUAUCUAUAUUGGCUCUGCUGACAACAAGUUUAUCCUCCCGAAGGCCAUUUUGUCCCUACGAAGUCCAUAUUUUGCGGCGAUGUUCGAAAGAGGUUUCAACGAAGGCAUCGAGCAGACUACAACGUUGGAACUGAUUGACGGUAUUGUAACGGUUCGUGCGUUUGAAAUCCUAAUACAGUGGCUAUUCACCGGUCAAGUCACAAUCAAAGAAGCAACUCGUGGGGAAUCAAUCAGCGUGGGAAUUGAGUUUAGUCGCCUUGCAGACAUGUGCGGAGUCAUGGGAACAGAGGACCAGGUCGCCGAGCGCCUCAGAGUUGUAAUUCGAGACGGCCGGGUCAAAGAUUCAUGGUCUUAUUCUGCAGGGGAACUUGAAACGAAUACUCAAAAUAUCACCUCAGAACAUAUCAUUUCUGCGUCACAGCUUCCCCAUGGCCACGCUGUCCGAGAUAUUCUGGCCGCGGCCUCAGUAGAAGGGUACAUACAGCGGAAAAGUCACAGGUUUUCAGAGGAAUGUUACGAUAUCCCUGAGUUUGCUGCUGAUUUACUCCUAGCGGUUAAGGAAACGCUACUGACUCUCACCAUGGGCGGGCACACAAUUGAAUUCAAGGACCCAAUGAGUGAAGAGAGAUUUGUGCUUUAUGGGUCGUUGCCGCUGGACGGUCCAGAAAAUCAAGCUGUUACAAGCUCAUGGAGUAGGCCGCGCAACGCGGAUAGCAACACGUUGCACAUCACACCGGAACAUAUUCUCGCCGCCUCGAAGCUUCCUCGCAGCCACACAGUCUGCAGGGUCCUUGCCAUGGCAUCCGUCGAGGGGUAUCUCCAACGGAAGACCUACAAGUUCUCCAAGGAGGCCGAACACAUUCUUGGCUUUGCAGUGGACCUCCUCGUCUCACAAUGA